Molecule: messenger RNA, 1743 nt
Organism: Melitaea cinxia (Glanville fritillary)
Lineage: Eukaryota; Metazoa; Arthropoda; Insecta; Lepidoptera; Nymphalidae
Product: FGGY carbohydrate kinase domain-containing protein
Exons: 4
Coding region: 1-1629 (542 amino acids)
Biological process (GO): carbohydrate metabolic process
Molecular function (GO): phosphotransferase activity, alcohol group as acceptor; kinase activity
Source: RefSeq, a predicted model, not a curated record
AUGAGUAAAAUAUACUUUAUAGGAGUAGACGUGGGUUCUGGCAGUGUAAGAGCAGCUCUGGUGGAUGAAAUAGGCCACAUAAUAAAGACAUCAGUAAAGAAUUUGCAAACAUGGAAACCAAAACCUGAUUUCUAUGAACAGUCUUCAAACGACGUGUGGGACUGUUGUGCGCAUGUUAUUAAGGCUGUAGUUCAAAAUGUUGAUUCUGCAAACGUGAAAGGAAUAGGAUUUGAUGCAACAUGUUCACUUGUGGCUUUGGAUAAGAAUGGGAAUCCAAAAUCAGUUAGUGAUUCUAAAAACAAUGAACAGAACAUAAUCAUGUGGAUGGACCACCGCGCACAAGCUGAAGCUGACCUAAUAAAUAAAACUAAACAUGAAAUCCUCAAAUAUGUAGGUGGUAAAGUUAGUUUAGAAAUGGAAAUGCCAAAACUUCUUUGGCUGAAGAAAAAUUUGCCAAAUGAUUGGCCUGAUUAUGGAUAUUUCUUUGAUCUACCCGAUUUUCUUACUUGGAAGGCUACUGGAUCAAUGAGUCGCUCCUUGUGUUCAUUGGUAUGCAAAUGGAAUUAUGAAUGUUCAACUGAUGGGAAAAAAGGUUGGAACAUAAAUUUUUUGGAGGAAAUAGGUCUUGCGGAUCUAUCUAGCGAAGAUUUUAAAAAAAUUGGCAAUAAGGUUUUAAUGCCGGGAGAGUAUUGUGGAGGUCUUACUGCUGAUGUUGCUAAAGAACUUAAUUUAUUACCAGGUACACCAGUAGCUACAUCAAUUAUCGAUGCACAUGCAGGUGGUUUGGGAAUGAUAGGAGCCAAGAGUCUUGGUAUUGAUGAUACCAAGUCAAGUAGACUAGGGCUAAUUUGUGGCACAUCUACUUGUCAUAUGGCUGUUAAUGAAAAACCCAUACUGGUCAAAGGGGUCUGGGGUCCUUAUUUCAGUGCAAUGGUACCUAACAUGUGGUUAAACGAGGCAGGGCAGAGCGCAUCAGGCAUGUUAUUAGAUUACGUAAUUGAGAGCCAUCCAGCGGGUGCCAAACUAUUAAAAAAUAGUACAGGAGAAGUAAGAACAUAUUUGAGAGGACUAUUAACAAAAAUGGCUAAUAGCCAAGGCCUAGAACAUGUAAGCUUGCUUACAAAAGAUUUUCAUCUUUGGCCAGAUUUCCACGGUAAUCGUUCACCAUUAGCUGAUCCUACCAUGAAAGGCAUGAUUAUUGGUCUAACACUUAAUAUUAGUGAAGAAAAUCUGGCUCUGCUCUACCUUGCAACAAUACAGGCCCUUUCGUAUGGCACAAGACAUAUAAUAGAUGCAUUAGUACAGGCAGGUUACACACCAUUUAAAUCUUUGCUUAUAUGUGGUGGAAUUACGAAAGAUCCAUUAUUUGUUGAGACACUAACUGAUUCAGUUGGAAUACCUGUAUUAAAACCACACGAGAAAGAAUCUGUUUUAGUUGGUGCAGCUGUACUUGGGGCCUGUGCUUCAACUUAUUUUAAUAAUGUUGAGGCUGCUCUGCAAAGUAUGGGUGGUUUGGCAGAUGUUGUUAUGCCUAAUCUGGCCAUAAAAUCAUACCAUGACAAGAAGUACCAAGUAUUUCUUAAAAUGUUCCAAGAUCAAAAAGAAUAUAGAAAUAUAAUGAAUAUCUAAUAUACCGAUCAAUCAACUGUUGUUAUGACUGUUACUACUCUUAUUAUCAUUUAACUAUAUAUUAAGCACAAUUUUAAAUAUUUUUGUAAUGAAAUAUACAUAUUUUUUAUUACA